AUGGUCGCCACACGUGCUAUGGCUGCCAAAAAGGCGCCCAACUCGACAGACGACAAGGAGAAUGACNAACCAGUUGGCUCUACGCAAGAAGCCUGUCCGUCGUGCCACUGCAAAGCCCACCACUACAGCCACAAAAUCAUCAGCUGCCGUCACAACCACCAAAGAACCGCCUUCUAUCGUAUCUACGAAAUCAUCGGCCACCACAGUACCAAAAAGGCACCAGCAACCCGUCCAAAACGCCAGACACGAGCCGCUGCAGCUCCACCACCAGAACCCGCUCCAAAGAAGGCCCCUGUUACCCGACGAAAGCCUGCUCUUCCUGACGUCGCCAGAGGAAAGGUCCUAAGGUCAAGAAAGGUCGAACCUGAGCCAGAGCAAGAGCCUGAUCUAGAACCGGAAGCAGAAGCAGAAGAAGAUCAACAAGCAGACGAGGACGAUCCAGUUGUUUCUCCACCAACCACAAGAUCCAACAAGGCCAAAAACAUCCCAGAGCCCGAGUCUGAACACGAGUCCGAAUCAGAGUCUGCAACAGAGCCUGAGCCAGCUCCAGCAGCGCAAAAAGAAGAGGACGCCGAGAACGAGUCAAAAGAACCGGAGCAACAUGUCGAGGAAGAAGAAGAAGCAGCAGAAGAAGAAGAAAAAGAGGAGAAGGAGGAAAAUUCCUCCGAGGAUGAGAUCUGUGGCCCCAAGACACCAAUGCGACGCACUACCAGAAGCCAAGCUGCACCACGAACAGCCACCGCCUCGACGACAGCUCGCAAAUUACAGACACCUGCUCGCCGCUUCCUCAGCCACAGAACGACUCAGGGCACUCCUCAGACACAACGCUUGCCACACAACGCAACACGCACCUCGUCUCCUCCUCGACCCAUGACCGUGGCCAGGGGCGCAGAAAAAUCGAUGGUUUUUCGUCCUCUGAAGCAGGAAAAUGUACACCAUACGCCAAUGCCCGAGACCGCAAAUCAUGAUUCUGAUGUCGAUAUGACUGAAGAAGAUGCCCAGGAUGAGUCGGAAACAGAACUGGAGGAGUCCAGCGCCGACGAGCUCGACGAUCAACUCAAUCGCCUUCAAGAAGGAGAUAUCACCAUCAUGCCCACACCUGCUCAUACUAUUCAUCUCGAGAAUGUUUCGGACGACUCAGAGGACGAACUUGCUGGUACUGGACGUGCCCGCGAAGACGAAGACCAAGAGGACGAACUCGACGAGGAUACAAUGGUCGAACUUGACGACAAGAAAGAACCAGAAUAUGUCCCUGCUGAACCAAAUGCAGAGUACGAUGUCUCGGACGACUCAGAAAGCACGGUCGAGGACAGUCAUCUUGACGACAGUAUCCUGCCCGAACCACAAUUCUCAGCCGACUUUACCACCUCCAUACCCUCAUCGCCAGCCUCCAUCGCUGCGGAACCUCCUCAAACCGAGAUGGAAGACUCUGAGCUUCUUUCCUCUCCUACGCCUUCGACCCCCGCCUCUGUCAUGCAACGAGGUCUCGACUCUCCCACACAGGAGAUUGCUCCAGCACCGAGGCUUUCACUCAAUGACAAUGAUCUUCUUUCAAUAAUUGACGAGCAAGAAGCAACCACUCCCAAUGUCAAAUCGCGAGUAUCCUUCUCCACUACUACGGCCAAAAUGCUUCAGACCCCUCGCAUGCAGUUUGCACUUGGUGGUGUUGACGCCACCGAAGCUAAUGACAGCCCUUCUGUGAAUGUGAACGAACCUGCAGAGACCGAGACCGAUCAGACUGUGACGAUCAAUCCUUCCCUCUUGGAAGUGGACGACUAUGGCGUCAAGUUGGCUUCCAAUCUUGAGAAUGCCGCUUCCAUCCCUACUCCAUACUUCGCAACCCCUGCCGCUCGUGAGCGUUUGAGUAUGGGUUUUCCAAAAGAACGUAUGAGCCUGCUUCAAGAUGAUAUCUUCAAUCUUGUCGACUUCGAUCAUGUUUCUCCCGCCAAGGUAGAUGUCAAGACUCCCAUCGCUGAAUCUGCGCCUGUCGAUGUUGAGCCUAUGGAGCUAUCAACUCCGGGAUACAACGCUCGCCGUCAAUCUUACCUUCCGAAGUGCGCUCCAACGCCAAGUGAGAAGGCGCAUAGUGAGCGAAGAUUGUCAAUACCUCCUCCGGCUUCUCCGAGCUACGCAAGAUCAACCUUUGCCUUCGAUUCACGUCGUAAGUCUCUUCCCGCCGCUACUUUGCACACUCCGGUGAGUGGCGACCUUCGACCACGCACUGCCGAAACGUCCAUCAAGCCGACAACGAGUGAUUCAUUCGCAAAACUGUGGGCUAGCAAGCAGCGACGAUCUUCGGUCAGAAAAUCACUCCUGGAGCACACAGUCCUGGACUUGGCCGAGUUGCAUGAGUUCGUCCCUCCAGAGAAAUCGAGCACACGCAAGCGUGACUCAACACCAGCUCAGCGCCGUACCAGUACCGUCCAGUUUCAAAUUGAUCAGGCAUCGCCUUACGUACCCUUUUCUGGUGCAAAGCCACGAAGGCAUACGCCAAGCUCUUCUUUCAAGGUGCGAAAUGCCGGUCGUAGCCCCUUGAGAACUCGUAGCAGCAGUCGCAGCCCGAUGAAGAUGCGUAGUCCUCUAAAGCUCCGAGAUGCUAGCCGUAGUCCGGUGAAGCGUCUUCGCGAAGCACCACGGACACCGAUGAAGACACCGCUCAAAGCUGCUGGUCUUGCAACACCAGCCGUGUAUCCUAUGACACCGCACCCCCUGCAGCCAUUGGNNAAAUCCGUAACAGCAUUGGUCGAAGUCUUUACGUUAGACGGCUCCUCUGCUUCGGGUCCAUUCAUAGCCCUACUCCAGGGACUGGGUGCACGUACGACAAAGUCCUGGUCCGAUCGCGUCACACAUGUAAUCUUCAAAGAUGGCUCUCCAACCACGCUCCAGAAAGUACGCCUGAACAACAAAGAUCCCAAUGGUAAGAAGGUCUUCUGUGUCAACUCUCGUUGGGUUACGGACUGCGAGAGAAGUGGCACUCGCAUGGACGAACAAGCAGACAUCUACACUGUCGACCUUGACGAGAUACCUCGUGGCGGCCGCAGAAGAAGAAAGUCUAUGGAGCCUGCUGCAUUGAGGAAUGUGGAUGGUAACAUCGUGAACAGCAACAACAGUAGUGCGAAUAGCAGCGCCAACAGGAAGAGCCUCGGCUCGAGACAAAGUCUCGUCGGUGGUCGUCAGAGUAUCAACCUUGCUCUUGCCAACAAGAAGCUUGCAAGAGUGUCACUCGCAUCGAGUUUCUGGGGCGAUGAUUCACCUGUCAAGAAGACCCCCGGACGCAAACAAGCUAGAGAUUCCUGGGACGAUGAUGAGGAAAUGGCGGACGCGUUCUUCGAUGAACCGAUGGCGAAAGUUGAAAUUCCUACUUCCUUGGGAGCAAAGGGUGCUGGUAUUGAGACUGGUCAAAUGACUGCACCUGUGGACAGAGUCAAGAAGUUAAGGAUUAGGGAUGAGGACAACAGGCGCCUCACUUUCAUGGGAGGAAGAGACUGA
Aureobasidium musti is the source of this 3489-nucleotide messenger RNA. NCBI's taxonomy places the organism in Eukaryota, Fungi, Ascomycota, Dothideomycetes, Dothideales, Saccotheciaceae. The record is from the annotation of a GenBank genome assembly.